GGGUACUUUGAACAGCGUCAUGGGGAAACUCAAAAAGUGUACUAAAGUUUUGCGUUUUCGGGGCUCUUUAUCCCAGUAUAUAGUCGGCGCCUUUUAUUUUAAGAAUCGGAUAUGAAUUGAAUUGUUUUGGCAAGGAGGCCUAUAUGAUCGAACCAGAUCAGAAAGAGGAAUGUUGAAAUCCGUUCCAUUAAAUGACAAAUAAUAUUAUCCCUGAAGUAGGCCUAAACGUGUGAUGAUGAAAUGGUGACCAUAUUGGCCUUGAAGUUAACCCCGUCCCCAGGAAACAAGGACAAUGUAUGUUUGAAUCCAUGGUUCGGUUACUGUGUUAGAUCAGAACGUCUUUCUCCAAGGCCUUUCUAUUCCAACCCAGGUUAAGCGUAUAUUAUGUUGCCAUAGGUGGUUGUUGCCGUUUUGGCAUUGUACCACAAUGUUAUUUCGAUAGUGUUAGGCAAAUAUGCCACUUUCAACUCUGGCCUUGUCAAAACAGCCCGAAUAUUUUAAUCUGAACUUACAGGUUUAGUCAAAGUAAAUUAUGUGUCUGUUACGAUCGGUUUAAUGCUACUAUAGAAAUGUGGCAAAUUGUUUUCAUUACGACAUAUUUGUCUUCAUAGAUUUAUCGAAUUAAUUGUCCGUUUUAGCGAAAGUUGUCGUGACCGGUUGAAUGAUAUUUCUCCCAGCCAUUUUGGCGCUGGGCUAGUUUGGACCGAAACCUGCAAUGUAAAGCAUUCAGCGGCAGACUGAUGAGGUCACUGGUGAUGUAUUGUCUUCUGUGAAAUUUUUUCAUCUGUAGUGUUCUUAUGAAACAUCAACAGAACUGUGAAAGAAAGUCUUUACCUGGGGUUUCCAUCUAUGGUGAUCUUGUGAAACAUCUCCAGAACUGGGAAAGAAAGGUGACAUCUCUUCAAAGUUUCAGAUAUCAUCGCGUCUUAUCAUGGAAACACAAGGCGACUCACAGACAAGUAAAUCUGUCACAAUACAUGGUACUGAAAGUCGUCACAAGGACGAAAUGAAGAGUGAGGAUGAAAACCAAUCCAGUGCGUGUAAUGUCUGUGGGCAGGUAGAAUGUAACCUGCUGUUACACAUGAUGUGUUACAAGGGUGUAAAGCCUUUCAAGUGUACUGAGUGUGACGAAGCAUUUUCACUAUCAGGCGACCUGCAGGAACACAUGAGAUGCCAUGAUGUGGCCAAACCUUACGAAAGUAACGCGUGUGAGGAAGGGUUUUCGCUAUCAGGAAGCAUGGAGACCCAUGUGAGUUCUCAUGAAGACGUCAAGCCAUAUGAGUGUGGUGAGUGUGACGGAGCAUUUUCUGAACGGAGUGAGCUGCAGACACACAUGAGUUGUCAUGGUGAUGUCAAGCCAUAUGAGUGUAGGGAGUGUCAGGAAGUAUUUCCACUCCCAUGUGACCUGCGGGAUCACAUGAGAUGUCACGGAGAGGCCAAGCCGUAUGAGUGUGGUUUGUGUAGUAAAACAUUUGCAGAAUCAGCCUACUUGAAAAGGCAUAUGAAGUGUCACACUGGAAUCAAGCCAUUUGAGUGUGGUUUGUGCAGCAAAACAUUUACCCAGUCAAAUAACCUGCAGAGGCAUAUGUUGUUUCACAGUGGAGUCAAGCCUUACGCAUGCAUUGAAUGUGGGAAAGCAUUUGCAACAUCAAAUAACCUGCAGGUGCAUUUGAAGGUUCACAGUGGAGACAAGCCCUUUGAGUGUACAGAGUGUGGGAAAGCAUUUUCACGAUCACCUUACUUGAAAGUACACAUGAGGUGUCACAGUGGUGACAAGCCUUAUGAGUGUAAUGAAUGUGGGAAAACAUUCGCUCAAGCAAGUCAUCUUCAGUCCCACCAGAGAUGUCACACUGGUGUCAAGCCGUACCAAUGUGAUGUGUGUGAGAAAGCAUUUGUAACAUCAAGCCACCUGCAAAGACACAUGAGAAGUCACACUGGAGUCAAACCUUAUGAAUGUACUGUAUGUGGAAAAGCAUUUACAACAUCAAGUCAACUUCAUGCACACAUGAGUUGUCACACUAGAGCCAAGCCCCAUCAGUGUACUGGUUGUGGGAAAAACUUUAAACGUCUAGGUGACAUGCAGAAACAUAUGCGUAUUUAUUGUGAGGUCCUUGUCGGCAAGACAGAAGUCCUAAUUCCUUGAAUCUUGACAAGUUGACCUUUCUGUGGUUUAUGUUUUACAAGAUGCAACUAUACACUUAACUAUGAAAUGCAAAUUUGUGAACGAUUGUUGAGGUUUAUAACUAAUGUGUGUGAACAUUGUGAAAAAUUGAUGAAAAAGAUAUAGCUGCUGUACUGUCAAUACCUUAAAAGGUGCAUAUUCCAUUUAUCACAAUUAUAUGACACAUUCAGAACAAGUUGAGUGUCACAAAGAUGCUUAUCUUCAGGUUCACAUGUUUAUGAUAUGUAUGUUUAGUAUGGGGCGGUCGGGUAGCCUAGUGGUUAAAGCGUUCGCUCGCCACGCCAAAGACCUGGGUUCGAUUCCCAACAUGGGUACAAUGUGUGAAGCCCAUUUCUGGUGUCCCUGCUGUGAUAUUGAUGGAAUAUUGCUAAAAGCGACAUAAAACCAUACUCACUCACUCACUCACUCUGUUCUGUAUGCCUAUUUUCAUGUUCAUGUUAUUUGUCACAUACAUGUAUUCAAGAACAUGUGAAACCUCUUAUAAUUACCUCAUGUCCACAAUUGUGUGGCAACUAAUAUUUCAACAAUACACUUUUCUGUCAGUGUAGGCGUUGGUUAUUAGUCUGUGUCCGUCCUUGUGUCGUGUCAGUGUGCUUAUACCCUUCUACCACAGUGCAGAUAAAUAUCACAUGUCCAGUAUAGAGUGGCUCAACAAAGUGAGAUCACCAUAAUGAUUCAGUUUGAAAAAUUCAAAAUAGAUACAGCAGAAGUUACAUGUUAUGGGACAUAACAUCUUCCCGAGGCAAGAGAGUUAACUGACUUUAAAAGUCCAGUUUCCACCCUUGCCGAACUAGGCUGGAAUUACUGGGCUCGAUCGUAGCGCCAUCAGUGGCUAUUACCAGUCAUGCCACUU
Molecule: messenger RNA, 3035 nt
Organism: Haliotis rufescens (red abalone)
Lineage: Eukaryota; Metazoa; Mollusca; Gastropoda; Lepetellida; Haliotidae
Product: zinc finger protein 501-like
Exons: 3
Coding region: 932-2143 (403 amino acids)
Biological process (GO): regulation of transcription by RNA polymerase II
Molecular function (GO): DNA-binding transcription factor activity; RNA polymerase II cis-regulatory region sequence-specific DNA binding
Source: RefSeq, a predicted model, not a curated record